CGUCAAUCCCUGCAGUAUAUGUCCCAGACCAUAGAUUUCAGCAUCAUCGGGAUGAUCGCGAUUCCAUUGUCUGGUCUGCGGCCUCGCUACGCGCUGGUCGAUCCGCCAAUAUGGAGCUAACUUCACGAGUCAGCCAUCAUGGUGAUUGAGGUUAGUGUCGAUACAGUUUCUUUUCCGCGCCCUGCAUAAAGCUGCGAUCUACCCCCACUUAAUUUUGAGCUUCGCUGCCCCUCAGGUUCGUCGUCGUGGGUUGUGUGAGCAGAAUCACGUAUUCCAACGAAAGAGCUCUCUAUGCCUGGAUCUUGAAGCUUGCAUCUGCAUUACCGUCUCAAUAUUGCUCUAUUCCUGUCCUUUCAGCGCUUGAUAGCGCUAUACCCUUGAAUUGUCCUCCAUUUUCCCCAUCCUCGCGCACCUCUACCCGCAAUGGCCGACGAAACCACCCCCCUCCUUCCGCGAGUCGACGACCCCAACAGCAUCCACCACCAAUUCUGCACCCUCGUCGGCGUGCCGCCCUCAAACAUCCGCGGCAAACGCCCAACGCCCAUCCCCAGCUCGCUGUACGGCCGCGCGCUGCACCGCCGCCGCACGCAAAACCACACCUACAUCUUCACCGCGACGCUCUCCAACACGCUGCUCCUGACCCAGGUCGUGUUGGGCGCGACCCUCACCGCGCUCGGCGCGAGCCAGAGCUCGCACGUGCUCAUCACGAUUUUCGGCGUCCUGAACACCAUCAUCGCGGGCCUGGUCGCGUAUCUGAAGAGCCGGGGCCAGCCGAUGCGCGCGCGCAUGUUCAGGGACGAGAUGGAUCGGGUGGUGGACGAGAUCGAGAAUAGCGAGGUGAUGUGGUUUGGGAUUAGUAGGGGGUGGCAUGGGUAUGACGAGAUUGCGAUUGAUGAUGAUGUGAGUGUGCGGAGUGAGGUGGCGCGGUUGACGCGGUUGUAUGAUAAGGCGGUUAGGAGUGAUACUAUGAAUGAUCCGGAUAUGUAUAUGGGUGGUGUUGGCGAGGGCGGGAAUGCUGCGCUGAGAGCGAGACCAGGUGCACCAGGACAGCCUCAGCAGCCUGCUCCGCCGGCUCCUGUACCAGCUCCUGCGGUGUCGGUGGGUGGGGCACCAGCUGCUUCGCCAGUGUUUGUGAUCACUCAACCUCCGGCUGAUGAUCCGGAUGCGAGUCCAGCUACUGCGCCGCAUAAGAAGAAGGAAGACCCUAAGGAAGCUCCGAAAGAGAACCCGGUAGACGAUACGAAGAAGGAAGAUCCGAAGAAAGACGACCCAAAGCCGGAUGAUGCGAAGAAGGACGAGCCAAAGAAAGAGGAGGCAAAUGGGACCAGUGAUGCUGGAACACCGUCGGAGGGUUCCUCGAAAGGAGCAGAUAAGCCAGAUACUGCGCCGGCAUCGUCUUGACCCAGGAUGAGAUAGAACAGGCGGCCAUGGUGAAGCUUUUGUUAUAUGGAUGAUAGCGUUUGUGAUUCCCCGACGAACUUAUCUAAUUACUGAUCUUAUCUUUCUCCGAAUGAAUCGUUUGGAGCACGCGUUGCAAGCAAUACCUUUUGGUGUCUACACUGAGCUCUCCCUUCUGUUUCUUUUGCGUGUAUGGUAAGAGAGCCCUUGGCAGUCUGACAGUGUCAGCACAUAGGCAGUAUUAUCGUUCUCGGCACCUGAUUUGAGGUAUGUUUGGUGUUGUACAUCAAUAGGGUGAAGCAAAUCACUACG
Molecule: messenger RNA, 1710 nt
Organism: Mytilinidion resinicola
Lineage: Eukaryota; Fungi; Ascomycota; Dothideomycetes; Mytilinidiales; Mytilinidiaceae
Exons: 2
Coding region: 424-1401 (325 amino acids)
Source: RefSeq, a predicted model, not a curated record